Messenger RNA from Drosophila grimshawi, 3123 nucleotides. RefSeq names its product protein Cep78 homolog. The record is from RefSeq and is a predicted model, not a curated record. The transcript is spliced from 9 exons. NCBI's taxonomy places the organism in Eukaryota, Metazoa, Arthropoda, Insecta, Diptera, Drosophilidae. Bases 608 to 2848 code for a protein of 746 amino acids. Gene Ontology annotation, cellular component: centrosome.
UGUCAGAACAAGCUGGCAAAACAAAAUAAGUCUGUUAACACAUAUUUCUAAAAACAAUCCAGUUCUCCACACACUCGCACAAUUCAAUUCCUAUUCAAAAAUAUUACAAAUCGCGUUAAUAUCAGUUAAUUCAGCAGAAUCUUCUCUGGUUACUCUCUUACCUAAGCCAUUUUACGCACUGCGGUCAGUCAGUUCAAAUUUUGGAGUUGCAUUUCACAAGUUUUGCAUACAUCUUUCAACAUACAACAAACACCAAUCAAGCAAAGUUCCUUUCUGGGGUUGGGCCUUCGAUUUGGCUUAGAGGGUGACCACCAAUCAAUCAAUCCAAUAGUCAGAAGCAAGGCCAGCCCUAUGCUUCACUUGAUAGUAGGCUGCGAUUGAGGGCUUAUUUUCACAAAUGUCGAUCUGUUAAGGAACUCGUAGCAACUCAAAACAUUUUAUAUAUUUAUAAACUUCCGGCCAAGUUGGGAUACAGUCACGUAAAAGCCAGUGUGAAUCUGUAUACGUAUUUAUAUUUUUUAUGUCUGCAAAUUUAGGGUGGAAACUGUAGCCACCAUAUCAAUCGAGACAACGUGCACAAUUUUCAAUUUGCAAAUUAAACGCAAACAUGUCUUUCCAUGGACGAGAUGUAAAGAAGCGCCCGAGUGUUGUGGUAUCGGUGCCACCACUCGUAAAGAAAUCCAGCAAGAGCCGCUCAUUUCACUUUCGCUAUUUGGAGCUCUGUCGUGCCAAGAAUCUUACCCCAGUGCCAAAUCUACGUGCCAAUCCCAAUGCCACCACAUACCUCGAUCUGCUCGGCGAUAAGCUGGGCGUCACUGAAUGGCUGCUGAUCAUCGAGGCGCUUCAUCAUGAUCUUGUGCUCCAAACUUUAAUCGUGCGCAUGCGUCGAGCCAAUGGAGAUAACGUCAUUCAACCAAUUGAUUCAGAGAAUCGUGCUCGACUCUUCCGACAGAAGCCGGUUAUCUACACCCGCUUCAUAUUCAGUAGUCUGGUGGAGGCCAUUGCCAAUUGUAUACAGUUUAACAAGAACUUAACCAUAUUAAAGCUGGAGGGUCUGCCACUGCAGGAUGGCUAUAUUGAAUGCAUUGCCAAGUCCCUUGCCUCGAAUGAUUGCAUUAAAGAGGUAAGCUUUCAAAAAUCCCUAAUAGGUGACAAGGGAUGCGAGGCUGUCUGCAGCACCGUCAAGUACUUGAAUCACGUUGAGAUCUUCAAUCUCUGCGAGUGCAAUAUUAGCUCAAAGGGAGCUGAAUUUGUGGCCGACAUGAUCAAGAUGCAAAAGAUAACCCGUUUCUCGGAGGGUUGGGAGAUGUCCUUGCGCUAUCGCAGUGUGGAUGUGAAUUCGAUUUCGGGUCUGCGAACCGUUGCCCUGGCCAACAAUCCGAACUUGGGCGACGAGGGUGUUCGCCAUAUUGCCGAGGUGCUUAAGGAAGAUGCCUGGGUAAAGACAAUCGAUAUGGAGAACUGUGGUCUGACCGAUCGUGGUGCGAAUUUUAUACUCGAGUGCCUAGAAUUAAAUAAGGCCCUCACCGAGUUCAAUUUACGCAACAACAAUGGCAUCAGCAAGUUCAUCAUGCGCCAGAUUCGCGAUCAUUUCGGCAAGGAGGAUGAGGACAAGCUUAAGGAGCCGCAAUACGAUCUCAGCUGUGUCAACGGGCUCCAGAGUCUGCCCAAGAAUCAGAAGUAUAGCAUAUCGCAACUGCUUCAGCACACCCGACAGCUGGAGGAGCAGCUCUCGCUGGAGCGAACACUGCGCAAAAAGGCAGAGAAACUGAAUGAGAAACUCAAUCAGAAACUCAUGUCCCUAGAUCUGGUCUCGCCGUCACUGAAGCCGCUAGAGAAAAUCGUAGAGCACGAAAACGGAUACUGCCGAGUUAAGAGCAAUAUUGCUAAACCAUUUGUCAAAAGCAUUGAGGAAGCUCCUCAAGCAUUGGUCAACAGCACUGUUACCAGCAUGGAAUCGUCACCACGCAGUGACACCCUGCGCAAUCAGCAGCAGUAUCACCAGGUACAUUUGUUCGAGGAGCAGCAUGAGGAGGAUGCCGAGGACGAGGAGGCAGAGGAAGUUCCUCCGAUGACAGCCAACAGUCAUCGGCAGAUGCGCCAACAGUUGCAGGUGCGCAAGGUGCGCAGCGAGAUGAAAUAUGUGGAAACAUUCUCCAAAGAGAAAGCCAAGAAGCGGGAAUCCAAAUCGGAUCACGAGUUUGCCAACGAGCGCGAUUUCAAGCUUAAUCCGAAUGUGCAAUUUGAAAUGGACAUUGGCGACAGUUGUUUGGUGAAUGAGCAGCAGGAGCACAAGCGCAAUGAACACCGUCAGGAUGCGAACUACGACAAUAAGUACGGGCACAACAACAGUUCCCAGUAUGGAGCCGAACACAUUGGGGAUGGAGUGCGCAGCGAGAACCACAAGCGCAUGUCUAAGAUGAAGAAACAGCAGAACGGGGAACAGGGCAAUAGCCACAUGGCACUCUACAUGGCCGAGCUGGAGCGAAAGAUUAAUGGCAAAUCUGGAAAGAAGCGACACAAAUCCAAAAUGCAGCACGGCAACAAGGUGCGGGAAAACAAGAAGGGGGGCAUCGAUGACUACGUGCAGGUGGAGUCAUAUAUGGCAAAUAUGGAGGAGUCCUCACUACUGGACAAUGGCGAAACAUCCGACGAGGAAAAGACCGACAGCACAAUAUGUACAGAGCAGGAGGAUAAAUUUGAGCCCAUGAAAGUUUACUUGCGGCGCACACAAUACGAAGAGGACGAGCUCGAAGUGCAGGAUAAUCAAGAUGCUGGGGGACAUAUGAUGUCGCCGCGAUCCGUCUACCUGGAGAUGCAGAGGAAAAUGAAUGAAUCGAAUCAGUAAAUGCGGUAGCCUUAUGUCGCAUCAAAACAACAAGACCAGUGAGAAGAGCGUUUUAAAAGUGCCACCAUAGCAAUAAAAGUAAAAGUCCGAAUAGCUCAACAAAUAGUGGAGGGCCAAAUUUUCAGUUCGCACUGGAGACGUGAUUUAGUUGAGACCAAUUUGAAUAUGUUUGCUGUGAAUUAUAUACCCAAUACUUAUCCGAUCGGGGCUUGGGUUAUUCAGUUAAUUGAACAAAAUAAAAAAGUAAAAACAUAAUGAAUGUGCUAAUGCCGAAA